AGUUUCGACUUCGUUAAAACCACGAGGUGCGUCGUUGAACUGCUCAAGGUUAUCAAGAUCAUGAAUCUUCCUAAAGAUCUUGCACCAAAUGAUCAAAAUGAUUUAAAGAUACUUCGUCAGGUUGAGUUUUACUUAAGUGAAGGAAACUUAAAUCGCGAUAGCUUCUUCAAACAGGAAAUGCAAAAACGAGAUGAUGGUGGUAUCCCAAUAGAUCUACUGCUGAAGUGUAAUCGUAUGAUCGCUAUGAAUGUCACUGAGGACAUUCUAAAAAAUGUUGUUGGAACAUCAAAAAUUCUGAGGCUGUCUAAUGAUGGGUUGGCUAUUGUCCGAGUAUUACCGUUAUCUGAGUUGGGACCUCGUGAGAGACGAACUAUCCUAGUCACAGGACUUCCACGUUUAUCCAUCGGAAUAACAGAAAACGCAGAUGUGGACAACACUUCUUAUAGGCACAGUUCAAAACCAAAUGAAGAGCUGAGAAACAUAACCUCAGCAAGUUGGGAACUUAGUGACUGGAUUCGGAAUGUGUUUGAAGAAUACGGGGAAGUCCUGUUUGUCAGUUUACCUCGUUACCAUCAUUCCAAUUCACUCCGAGGAUUUGCUUUCGUUGAAUUCAGAACGUCUAAAUCUGCUAGAAAAGCUGUUAAACAUAUGUGUCUUUUCAUGGAAAAUGAACAAUGGCUCGUGAAACCUACUGAAACAAAUGAAGUAUCUGAUUGUCCAGAAUCAGCAUGGAAACCACGACUUGCAGCUAAAGUUUCUUUUUCACCUCAGCAAAUGUUAGCCAGACGGCAUAUUUGGCGUUGUUGCUCUCGAAAGAAUAAACAACUUAUUGCAGCGUUCAAACAUUUACGUCAGGCCGGGUACACUGCUAGUAAUCCAUGUGAUAGGGAAUAUUAUUCAAUUAUACUUGGUGAUAAUUCUACAGAAGCUAUACUAAAUUAUGUUAAAAACAAUCGUACUUCUGAACCAUGUCAAUCUAACCUACGUGUAUUUCGUUAUUCUGAUUGGAUAUUUUGGAAGCAAAAGUUCUAUUUGUGGCAACAAGCAUGGAUUGUCAGAAUGAAUCAUAAAACUGAAUUAAUGACGAACAAAAAUAUAAGUAACAAUAAUAAUGAUGAUGAUGAAGAUGACAAUAUGGAAGAGAAAGAAUGUCAUCAAAUAGAUUCUGAAAUGAAUCGAAAUUCACUGCCAGUAAAAUGUUUAGAUGAAUCUUCAACUAAAUCGAAAGCACUUCCAAAUAAUUUUGUUCCGAAUUCUAUUGUUCAGGUUAGGUUUAUUUUUACUGGUUUGUCUUUGCUAGUUAGCUGUGUUAUUUCUCGAUAAUUAACUGUAUCUCUUUUGAGAGAAAGUAGUUUAACGACACAUUAUCAACCCAUAGAUUUCAAAGAAUAUACUGUUAGGGAAUAGUAAACGAACUUGUUGAUAGUACUUCAUGACAAAUAGCUUCCUUUUACCUUUCAAUUUCAUGACACUCGAUUGAUAGACAUAUGAAUUAUAUCAUUGAGACUCAUUCUGAACCAAGUUACUCGGCGUUUGCAAUCAUUAAUCAUGAUAAUUGCGCGAGUCUUAAUCAAGUAGCUUGCAUUUACUAACAUGGCUCAUAUCAAUAAUAAAUAACUUUAUGGACUGAUGUCACGUUUUUGCUUAGUAUUACUAUUAGAAUGAUGACGGACAGUAAGGACCUCGUUACAAUUGCUCCACUUUAAUGUGACAGUCAUAAUUAUUUGAGGAUAGUGCUAAUACCAUGCUACUGUUAAAAUGCUUUUUAAAGAAGUGGUAAACAUACAUUAGACUUAUCAUUUAACAAAUUUUCAUUCUCACUUGUACUUAUUCUUCGUAUGCUCAAGAUUGUUGUGACCUGUGUAUACAAUUCAUAUAAUCCUCAUUUAAUCAAUCUGUUUUCUUCUCCAAAAUCUUGAUUUGAUCUACUUUUAUAAUGAUUGUGUUAAAUCAGUAGAAGUAGUCUAUCAGUAGAUAGAUAUUGCGAAUGUACUCAGACUGUAAAAAGUAACACUUCAAUAUCUUUUCAGUCACAGUUAAUUAACAGUUGCACGUCUCUACUGAUUCUGACAAUCCUUUGUAAAGUAAAGUUUUGAAGACUUUAUUUUAUUUUUGUGCUUAUUCUUUUUUGAUAGAAUACCCUCUAUAAUCAAACAUUGAAAGAAAUAUUAAUUCUAGUUUUCGUAAUGUGCAAAAUUUCAUUCAGUGAUUACCCCUAUGAUGGAUUGUGUUACUUAUAUUUUUAGAUUUACUGGCCUUCAGUAUUAAUUCCUAAAGGAGAUGCAGCAGAUACACAUCUGUCUGAUGGUCUUGGCGAUACACUGAUAACACCGAAGAAGUUAUCAUUUGCUCGAUGUCUGCGUAUUAGUCUCGAAAAGAAUCUUCUUGUUCCAUGUAAUCUUUUAAAAGAUGUUGCUCAUGUAGACCCAAACCCUAACCAAAGUCUAUUGGAUUCUGUUAACCAAUUUGGGUGUUGUAUGAUACCAAAUGCUAAUCUAAAUGAAUCAAUUUCCUCAGAUGAAUUUGUUCCUCUUUUUAUUCGGAUGAAAGAUAAUAAGGCUGCUCUGAAAUUGGUACAGUUUGUUAAUCUUUCUACUAUUUAUGGAGUAACAGCACGUAUUCUUGAAGGUCCUAGUGAACAAGCGUACUGUGACAGUAUUAUCAAAUCUAAGGUAAAUGCUAGAGAACGUCAUCGGACUUCACAAUUAAACAGACGUCAAAAACAAAAGUCUUCAAAUCCUCAUCCUACAUCAUCCAGUAAUUGUAUACUUCCAAGUAAUAAGAUUGACCACAAGCACAUUAUAUUCGAUGAAUAAAUUUUCACACGCUUUUUGUACAUAUACUCCGAAAUCUAUUUUACAUACUAAACUCUAAUUUUAAACAUAUACACAGUAAUACUUUUUAAGUUUUUUCACAAGUGAUUUUGCUUGAAAUAGUGGCUUCACAACGAUAUACAUGUUUAUCAACUCCCAAUCAUAGCUGCCG
Molecule: messenger RNA, 2985 nt
Organism: Schistosoma rodhaini
Lineage: Eukaryota; Metazoa; Platyhelminthes; Trematoda; Strigeidida; Schistosomatidae
Source: the annotation of a GenBank genome assembly